This is a messenger RNA of Poecilia latipinna (sailfin molly), 1410 nucleotides long. RefSeq names its product sepiapterin reductase a (gene spra). Gene Ontology annotation, molecular function: sepiapterin reductase (NADP+) activity. The record is from RefSeq and is a predicted model, not a curated record. The transcript has 3 exons. NCBI's taxonomy places the organism in Eukaryota, Metazoa, Chordata, Actinopteri, Cyprinodontiformes, Poeciliidae. Gene Ontology annotation, biological process: tetrahydrobiopterin biosynthetic process. The coding region runs from base 204 to 1001 and encodes 265 amino acids.
GAUCCUGAUCCAUGUAAUUAUUGGACCCGCUGCGGUAUCAGAGAUCGUCUCUGCUGACAGAGCGCCCGGCCGCUCCGGUAUAAAACCAGGAGGUGGCGACAGGGCGGCAGCAGCAGCCAGAGGAACCCCAGAAGAAGAACCGCUGAUCCGGACCUCCAGGUGAAGAACCGUCUCCUCUUCCUCGGAGCUCCAUCGGCCUCAUCAUGCCUCCUCCCGCGGACCUGGGCCGGGCUCUGUGCGUCAUCACCGGGGCCUCCAGAGGCUUCGGCCGGGCCGUGGCCCUGGACCUGUGCCGGCUGGUUCAGCCCGGUUCGGCGCUGGUUCUGGUGGCCCGCUCCGGGGCCGACCUGCGGGCCGUCCAGGCCGAGCUGACCGAGUCCGAGGCGGGCCGAGCCGGCCUGAAGGUGGAGGUGGUGGCGGCGGAUGUAGGGAAGCUGGAGAGUCUGGAGAACAUCGUGAGAACCAGCAGAGACGUUUUUAACGACGAGAUGGAGAAAAUAAUACUGAUCAACAACGCUGCGUCUCUGGGCGACGUCUCCAAGUACGUGAAGGGCUUCACGGACAUGGCCGAGGUGGACGCCUACCUGUCGCUGAACGUCAGCUCCGCCAUGUGCCUGACGGCGCGGCUGCUGCAGGCCUUCCCGGCGCACGCCGGGCUGCGGCGCUGCGUCAUCAACGUGUCGUCGCUCUGCGCCCUGCAGCCGUUCCGCUCCUGGGGCCUUUACUGCACCGGCAAGGCGGCGAGAGACAUGAUGUUCAAGGUCCUGGCCGAGGAGGAGCCGGAGCUACGCGUGCUCAGCUACUCUCCGGGACCGCUGGACACCCAGAUGCAGGUGGAGGCCCGGACCAAGACGGCCGACCCGAGCAUCAAGAAGACGUUCUCCAACAUGUUCGCUCAGGGUCAGCUGCUGACCUGUGAAGCAUCUUCAGCCAAACUGAUGAAGCUGCUGCUGGAGGACAAGUUCACCUCCGGAGAGCAUGUCGACGUCUUCGACGUGUAGCUGCUGCCAAGUCGUUUUAUUGUAGCGUCGAUGUUGUGAUGAAACUUUAUAAUUGAUGUAUCUUAAUCCCAUCACCGUGGAAACGUUCCAACCUGCAGAUUAGCUGCUGCUCCUUCAGAUUAGCUGCUGCUCCUUCAGAUUAGCUGAUGCCAGACGUUGCUCACGUCUGGCCAGAGGGAAACGAGUCUCCAGUUCUUCAUUUUCAAGUUCAGAACCGACAAACUGUUCAGAAUCAGUGACUUAGCAAUCGGCAUUGGCAAAUGAGGAGAGAACUGACUAGCGUUGGCAUUGGACAGGCUAGUGACUAGCAUACUAAGCCUGAUCACCUCCUAGCCUACUUUCUCUCUCUGCUGCACAUUUGCCUUGGAUUGGAUAGGAUAGCCUGUCCAAUGCUAACACUAGCCUAGCU